Messenger RNA from Phytomonas sp. Hart1, 4089 nucleotides. The record is from the annotation of a GenBank genome assembly. Lineage: Eukaryota; Euglenozoa; Kinetoplastea; Trypanosomatida; Trypanosomatidae.
AUGGGCGGGGCGCCCGGGGUCGGGAAGGGCGCCCCUGUGCGCGCGAUCAUCCGGCCACCCUCGCCGGAGGUCUUUAGCGCAAAAACUGAGGCGGAGGUUUACGAACGGGCUGCCGCGGCAGCCACCUUCGCUGCAUUUCAGCACAGCCAGCGAGGGAAAGGGCUGAGAAGAUCCUCCGAGGAAGCUUCCACCUCUUGCCUUUCUCCUCUCGCUGAUGAGGGUGCGGGCGGGGGGCCAGUCUCACGUCAGGGGCCGGUCCCUCACCUCCCCAGCGUGUUUGACGUCUUUAGCCUACGGGAGACAACACUGGGGGGGAGCAUGGAGCAUUCCACCUCUCUGCGAUCAAACGGCUCGACACGGAUGCGCGAUGGCGCGCUGACGAUGAUGGAGAUGCUAAGGAAUCGCCCGGAUGUGGUGCUUCCAUCGCCAUCGGGGGUCACCGCCGCCCGGAACGGCGAUGUGCUCUCCGCAAAGCAUGUUCUUGUAGUGGAUUUGUGGGAUGCGCUACAUAGUCACCAUGACCCUGUCGGCAUCUUCGCCGCCGCACCUUACUUCCGCAUCGCACCGAAGCUUGGCAUUGCCGGUGUCUCGCAGGCAAACGCGAGUGCUGUGCGCGCGAUUUUCAACCAAAUCAGCCGUACACACUUCGAUGGGCCCCUUGUUUGGAUCAAUCUGCGUGAUGAGCCUCUGAUUUACAUCAGUGACGCUGCAUAUAUCGUGCGGUCGCGUAGCGACCCGCUCAAAUCCCACAUCAUCCCGAACGUUACCGGGCGCAGCAUUGAAAUGAUUGAGGAUAAACUGAAGCAGGAGGUGCUCCGCGAGGCGCGCGAGAACGGCGGCAACAUCAGCGUUCAAGUAGAAGUCAAGGAUGGGGUGGUGGUAGAUCAGUGGACGAGCGCUCACUCAGGAAAUGUCCAAACUCUCGCGGAGGUCUUCCGAAGCUUAGCACUCGAACACCGCGUGAAUCAGCUCCAUUAUUACCGUCUUCCUAUCACGCAGAACAUCGGACCAAAGACGGAGGACUUUGACUUUGUGCUAUCUGCCUGCCUGGAGGAGCCGAAAGCGGUGAUGGUGUUUAACUGCCAGACCGGGCGCGGCCGCAGCAGUGCGAUGAUGCAGAUCGCUAGCAUUGUGCGCUUUUAUCAAAUGUGCGUGAAGGAUAUCUCGGCGGAUGUGCGGGUGCUGCGCGGUAACACCAAAGCGCCCGCGUUUCGUACAAUUCAGAAGCUGAUCUCGCUCUUUCCAGACGGUAAACUGCACGAGCGGCGGGUGAACAUCCUGAUGGACUUCACCGACAGCUUCUACUCCAUGGCAGACCACAUCAACGAGGCUUUUGUGAGUUUAGAAACCGACCCUGAGGAGGCGAUGAUGCGACUUCAGCAGUACGCCCUUUUCCUCGCGUUCUCGUGCUACUGCGAGCAACGGUUGUGGAACUUCGCGACGAAGGAGUCCUUCACCGAGUGGCUGCACGGGAAUGCGGAUAUGGAAUUGCUCAUCCUCAGCAUCCGCAACAAGCUCGACGACCAGCUUCGCGAGGAGCAGAUCCAUUUGAGCACGGCAAGCGGCAGGACUGCCGAGGAGACCGAGGCUACCCACAUCAUCCGACACCGCCACGGCAACGUGCUGAGCUCGGGCCGCAUUUUAUGUUGCCUUCCGAUCCGCAGCCUCGAGAGGGAUGGCUGCACUCUACGGCAGCUUGCCCCAGGCGUUCCUGUCUUCACCUGCGCGCGGCUGAGUGCGGCGGAUCGGCUGACACUCGUUCGCGAGAUUCGCGCAGCGUUCCCCGCAGAGGAUAGGCGUCCGCAGCGCUUUCACUGGCUGAGCCUGCGCGCGGAGCCGAUGGUGAUGAUCAACGAUCUUGGCUACACCCUCACCGAAUUCAACGCGCCGCCGACGAUGACGGAGAACGGCACCACGAUGCACAUCUCCUGGCAAGCGAUUGAGCAAAUCGAGGACCGCCUUCGCCGGGAUGCGCUUCUCGAGGCGCAGGGCUACGGCGGCUACCUUCUCCUCCACCACGUCGACGAGGAGGGGAAUCGCACCUUUGAGAAGGUGAAGGUUUGCUCCGUUCGUACGUUGCGCUCGAACAUGGAGGACUUCGCGCGGGAGUGCAAUAUCCUUUACCACCGCGUGCCGAUCCCCUUCUCAGGACAGAUGCUCGCCACUGACAUCGAUCCGCUCAUGCGCUUUUUAUCCGAGUGCGAUGACAGUCAGGAGGAUAUCUUCUUUAUCAAUGACCCGGAGGGCAGCACACGCGCGUCGGUGGUGCUUAAUAUGGUCGCGCUUUACCGUGCCUCUCGGAUUUGUGAUCUGCGGAGUUUGCAGUCUCCGCAGGAUUUUAUCCGGAUUCUCCGCGUUGGGGCCUCCGAAACGGUGGUGCACUAUGCGACCCUUUCAAGCGCUGCGCCAGAGGCCGGGGAGACCGCGCCGCCGAACAUCGAGGUGCUGCUGGCUUCCACCAUCUGCCAGAUGCUGACGGCGGGGACGCUUUUGAACACGGUGAAUGCCGCCAUCACGCUUGGCGGGAGCGGCCCGCGAUACAACAUUCUUCACCUCCUUGACGGCCUCAAGAAGCGCAUGACGCUUGUCGGGGUGAACCGUCCGCAGUGCGUGCUCAACGCUCUCUACUGCCUGCGAUGCUACCUACUGGUGCUGCUGAGCUCGCUUUAUCUGGACGAGCAGGGCGCCUACGCGACGCCGAUCCCGUUCAGCGUGUGGGUCUCCGACCAUACGGAGGUGAAUCACAUCAUCAAGGGCCUCGCCGACCGCGGGGAGGCCGCGCUGAAGUAUGUUCCCACGGAGAAUUUGAUGCGGGCGGACGUCUCGCGCCGCAGCGGCGAGGUGCUGACGGCGAAUUUCUGCCUCAAAGCGGAUCACUUCCCGGGCUGCCAGAAGAAGGGGCUCCGGCCGACCAUCUGCGGCGCGCCGAACUUCCGAAAGGUCGACUUUGUCAACGUCUACGGGGUGGCGAUGCCGACCCUGUUCGGGCUGCACAAUAUUCUCACCAUCCUUGGGGCCUCCGAGGAGCCCCUGGCGGUUUAUCAGGGGCAGUCGAACGACAGCGAGGCCUUCCGCGCCUUCGCAGCCCCGAGGCUUUUCGACCGGGGCUUCCGCGCCGAGGAGCUUCAGCGCCCGCUGCGGGGUUCCGUUGUGUGGGUAAACCUCCGCGAGGAGCCGAUUCUCUACGUCGGGGACCGCCCCUUCGUUUUCCGCGACCUCGGCUCGCCCUAUGUCAACGUCGAGCUCACCGGCAUCCACACUAGCAAAAUCGCCCAGGUCGAGGCCCAGCUGAAGCUCGACGUCCUGAACGAGGCGACGGUCUACGGCGGGAAGUUCCUCGUGCACGACGAGGUUGUCCCGGGCGAACUCGUUGGGAUUUGGGAAACCGCGAACGAGGCCACAGUGAAGACGCUCUGGGAGGUCUAUGCGGAGCUCGAGGCGAAAGGCUUUUGCUGCCAUAUGCUCCGCCUUCCCGUCACGGACGAGCAGAGCCCGGCGAUCGGGAACUUCGACGAGCUCGUCGCCGCGCUUUUACCGCACAUCACCGAACACAUCGACCGCCGUGAGACGCUGUCGUUUGUGUUUAAUUGCCAAAUGGGCCGCGGCCGCACGACAACCGGGAUGGUCAUUUGCUGCCUUCUCGUCGGGCUCGUAAUGCCGGAGUACUACGAGGAGCUGCAGGGGAGUUAUGGCUUCAACCCGCUCUACCGCGACGACGCCGCGGCGGAGCUGUGGAAUGGGAACUACGAAGUCAUUGUUCAGCUUAAACGGGUGCUGCCUCUCGGGCGCCAGGCGAAGCUGCGGGUCGAUCUCGUCAUCAACUCCUGCGCGAUGAUGCAGAACCUGCGCACCACCAUCGAGAGCUUCGUCGAGGCGGCGCGCUCGCCUGAUAACAACGAAGUCACCCGCGCCCACGCCCACCACGCCGGCGUUCAUUAUUUAAUUCGCUAUUUUAACCUCAUUGCGUUUGAGGUCUACCUUGAAGAGUGCUACGACCGAACCCGACGGCGGAUGACCAUCACGUUUGAGGAGUGGAUGCGGCAACGUCCAGAGCUUGGCAGUUUGUCAGCCACUGCUCCUUUGCGUUGA